AACUUAGUUAAAGGCCCUACUAAUUUGUAUCUUUAUUUUAAAAGCCUUAAUCAAAUUAUACUAUUUAGACCAAUCAGCGGUGGAAGCAUUCAAAACGCGUACUUGUCCACAUAGGAGGACGAGAAAAUCUCACAUCCGGACUUCACCAUUGAGCUCUAAAAAGUCAAGAUGGAGGUGGGUCUCAGAGUAGUGAGGGGUCCUGAUUGGAAAUGGAGCAACCAAGAUGGAGGAGAGGGGUAUGUUGGCACUGUCGUGGAAGUAGGACGUCCUGGAAGCCAAAAUUCACCAGAUAAAACUGUUGUAGUACACUGGGACUCAGGUGCCCGCACAAAUUAUCGUGUCGGGUACCAAGGAGCUUUUGAUCUUCGUAUUUAUGAUAAUGCACCUACAGGGGUUCGCCAUGCUAACAUCAUCUGCGAUGCUUGUCAGAAGCAAGGUGUUCAAGGCAUGAGAUGGAAAUGUCUAUCCUGCCAUGACUUUGACCUUUGCACCUUGUGUUACAUGGCUGACAAACAUGACAUAACUCACUGCUUUGCUAGAUAUGACACACCUAGCUCUAAAGGAGUAAAAAUGUCAAAAAGGUCUGCCAGUUCCAAAGCCCAGGCAUUUGGGAUAUUUGCUGGGGCAAGAGUCAUUAGGGGACCUGACUGGGACUGGGGAAAUCAGGAUGGUGGAGAAGGUAAAAUAGGAAAAGUUUCUGAUAUUCGAGGUUGGGACUCUGAAUCAGGUCGCAGUGUGGCUCAUGUGACCUGGGCAUCAGGAUCAACAAAUGUGUAUCGGGUUGGUCACAAAGGAAAGGUGGAUUUGAAAUACAUUACUGCCAGCUCAGGGGGAUUCUACUACAAAGAUCAUCUACCUGUUCUUGGAAAAACUCUAGAGCUUUUGGCCCCUCCAGCCCCAUGCAUUUUCAAAAUUGGAGACAAGGUUCGCUGUGAUCUUGAUGUGGAUGUGCUCAAACAAAUGCAGGAAGGGCAUGGGGGCUGGAAUCAGCGGAUGGCAGAGUAUAUAGGAAAAGUUGGUACAGUUCAUCGCAUCACAGAUCGUGGGGACGUCAGGGUGCAGUAUGAAGGGUGUGCAAACCGCUGGACUUUCCAUGCUGAUGCGCUGAAAAAGGUCCAUUUGUUCCAAGAGGGAGAUGUUGUGAGGAUUUCGGAUGAUGAACAGAUGGUCAGAGAUAAACAAAAACAUCAUGGAGAGUGGACAGACAUCAUGCGAUCUACGCUCGGUCAGAGGGGACAGGUACAGAAAGUGUACAGAGAUGGAGAUUUGAGAGUUCAAGUUGACAGUCAUACAUGGACGUUCAACCCCAUCUGUUGCACCCUUUUGAGCACAGGAGGUGGACAUAACCCAGAAAAUACAAUUGCUGGCAGCAACCAAGCAAGAUAGACUACAUCUUUAUUGGAGCAUCUGGAUGAGCUGAGGACAUCACAAGGUCUAGAGACCGGACCUGACCGCCUUGUGAGAGAGGCUGCACAAGGCCAUGUAGAUAUUGUGCGAGACAUUUUAACCAAGUACCCUGAGAAGGUGGAUCAGAAGAGUUCGGGGAAGACGGCACUGCAGGUGGCAUGUCACCAGGGUCACAAGGACAUAGUUAGCCUUUUGCUGUCUGCAGAUGCUAGCUUAGAACUGCAAGAUGAAGAUGGUGAUACUGCCCUUCAUUAUUCUGCUUUUGGGAACCAGCCAGAGGUGCUGCAGCUGCUGCUGUCUAAAGGUGCCAAAAUUAAUGCAUUGAACAACAGUGGCUGCAGCACAUUGCAUGUCGCUGUCAACAAACAGCAUGCAGCCUGUGUCAAGGCACUUCUCAACCAUGGAUGUGAUGUCAACAUUCAGGAUGCUUAUGGUGACACAGCACUGCAUGAUGCCAUAGGCAAAGAGAAUCGGGAGAUAAUUGACAAACUGGUCAGCUAUCAAACAACCGACUUCACCAUACGCAACAAGCGUGGCUUUAACGUGCUGCAUCAUGCAGCUCUGAAAGGCAAUGUCUUUGCUACAGAGCGCAUCCUGCACAAGUGCCGGCAGAUUGUUGACCUCAAGAAGGAUGAUGGUUUCUCAGCCCUCCAUCUGGCAGCACUCAAUGGACAUAAAGAUGUAGCAGUUUCUCUUCUGAGGAGCCAUGCAGAGGUUGACAUUCGUAACAACAGGCAGCAGACACCGCUGCUUCUGGCAGUGUCACAAGGCCAUGUAGCAGUCAUAGAGUUAUUAGUCAAGGAGAAGGCAAAUAUCAAUGUCCAAGAUGAAGAUGGAGAUACAUGUCUGCACCUGGCCCUCAUGAGGCAGUCGGUUGCAACAGAAAAGGACUCAUCCCGUUUGCUGGAUUCAAUACGCAUGCAGCUGCGAAUGGGGGAGGAAGAAGCACAGACUGGUGCUGCUAUUGCUUGCUAUCUGGCCCAGCAAGGUGCCAGCCUUUCAAUCCGCAACAAUGCUGGUAAAGUGCCACUGGAUGUCGUUAAAGACGAGAAGACUGUUGAACUUGUGCAGCAGUUUGCAGCUGCCUAUGCAUCUGGAAACAGAACAGAGCUGCCACCAGAAUCAGAAGCAUCAUAUACUGGAGAAUGUGAGGUCUGCUGUAACUCUCGAGCUAACAUCCUGUUUGAACCCUGUGGUCAUGUCAUUGUCUGUGCUGAGUGCUGCAUCAAGAUGAAGCGUUGCUUGAAGUGCAAGAAGCCUAUCACAUCCAAACUUGCUGAAGAUGGCAGCAUUGUAACAUAUGUAGACACAAGUGAACUGAAACGUAAAGUACAAGAAUUGGAAGAUUCACUUAUGUGUGGGGUUUGCAUGGAGCGGAAAAAAGACAUUGUCUUCAUGUGCGGCCAUGCAGUUUGCAAGAUAUGUGCUGAUGCUUUGACCCAGUGUCCUAUGUGCCGCAAACCCAUCAUUAAACGCAUUCCCUUGUACACCUGAGAUGUCAUCCUUAUACCUGGCACUAACAACUCCAAGCAUCUGUUUCUCAGACCAGCAGCAUCUCAAUGACAGGACUGUGAGAUGGGAAAACAAAUCCCAAGCCAUGCUAAAGCAAGCUUACUGUUCUUGAUAACUCUGUUGUCAUAGUGUUCAGGAGAUAUUUCUGGCACUGUCUUAAACCCUCUCCUGUAAAUUAAACUGCUCUGCACCAUUUGUGCUGCUGCAUAGCUACUGAUAUAUUGAGCCCAUGCUUUCUUGGUUGGAGAUAAUCAAGGAUGUUAACUAAAAGCUGUGUGUUGAGCCUUUUUAGAUGCCUUUGCAGUGUCCAAUAAUUGGACCGAAGAAGAUAUACUGCACAAGCCAUCAGUUUAUUUAAGACUCGUGGAUUUUUUUUUUAAGCAGCACCAGUGUCAUACUUUGAAUUUUAUGUUGGUGAACUGUGGAGAUUAUGCUUUCAGCACAUCUCUCUAUGAGCUAUACUUUUGAAGGCUACCUUAGUGUUAUCUUGUCAAAUCAGCCACAGGUUUACUCACAGUGAUCACUUGUGUACCAGCAUGUGCCACCUACUGGACAGUUUUUCAUGGGCAAGUUGUGAGAUAUGGUCAGUGAUGCUAGAAAGGCAAGAAAUCCUGCAUCCAUAUAUAUAACACAGAUAUUCAGACCCUCUGUGGCUGGCAUUUUUGUGCAUCUCGUAUGAAGCUUCUACAAGAGCUUUCAGCAUCCCCAGCUUGUGUUGCUGGAUGCAUUGCAGAAAAGGUUUUUUUCCUGGAUAGAUUGGCAAAGCAGGACUUUUGCCUCAAAAAACUUUGUGAAGUUUGUAAAGUAAAAUGAAAUGUCAAAAAUCUUUAAUAUUGUGGUAUGAUAGUUACCUUUUCAGUGUAACUGCAUGUACUUUUAACUGCAUUUGCAGGAAAGGAUGCCUUGCUUUGUCAAUAAGUUUUUCUUUUUAAACUGAGAUUCAUGAGUGAUGUUUUUCUCCAGGUAAUUUUUAUAGCACAUCUGUUAUUUUCUAUCAUUUCUGUGCAAAAAAAAAAAUAAUCUAUGGGGCAUUAUUUUGUGAAAUUUUUUUUUUUAAGCUCCAAAAAAAGGACCUAAUACGCAUGCUUCCUUCCCCACUCACUUCGUUUUGAGUUAUUUGAGUGGUGAUUAAGCUGUGUCCUUUAUGUAACAAUGUGAGAAUGAGUGGUUUGCUACUUUAGACUGUAUUGAUAGGAUACUUCUGAAAUAUACUUUGUAAAUAGUUAAGUGAGCACAACUUUUGGGAUGUACAGGGAUGUGAAGUUGGAGGAAGGGAUUAAUUAAUAAGCAAGAUUCAACAUAUUAGCAUAGAAAGCCAAAAUCUUUCCAUCCCAUAUCUUCUUAUGUUUUGGAAAGAAGUAUAGAUAAUAUGUAAGAAAGUUGAUCGGACUUUUUAUCAUCUUUUCUCUUAAUCACAUUUGACAGUUUGCAACUAUGCAUUUAACACAAAUUUUGCCAUAAAGGGUGUGCUUAUAUUAAUCUAAGAAAGCAGUGAUUUAGGCAGAAUAGGUGAACUAAAGGUGCACAGAACCCUGAUAAUAAAACAAAUAAAUUAUCCUGCCAGCUGCCUUCUUUUUUGUUAAGCAGCAAUGACAGUAUACAUUUUAGUGGUGAAAUUAAAAGUAAAAAACUCCCUUGGCUUCAAAAUAUUUUCUUAUAUCCAGUAAUAUGUGAGAGCAUAUUGCUGCCAGACAGGAUCAGAAAUAGUUAAACUGGGAAGAAAAGGUACCGAAUGUGUAUAGCACUUUCUAGUUUUGAUGUUCAAUUUUAACCCUUUAUUUCAGUCAGCACCUGUACAGGGAGAUUCACUUAACAUUAAAAAAAAAAAAAAAAAAACAAGUCAAAAAUCCACAGUCAUUUCUGUGUGGUUUUUCCUUCAUUAGCAAAUACCUCAAAUUUUUGUUAUUGCAAAUCCUGUGAUCUGAUUUUGUUGUCAUUAUGUAUUUUAAAAAUGUAUUAUUUUAAAAAGAAUGAAAUAUCAAAUAAUAAAAUAAGAAAAAAUUAUUAGUUAAAACCAGAAAAUUAAUGACAUUAUACAGUAGGGUAAUUAGAUGACACGUUGCAGCUAUAGAAGGCAAACAUUGUCAGUAGAAUCUACUAGAAGCUUGCCCAAGGUAGCAGAUUAUUCACAUUUUUUUUCUGAUAAAAUAUGCUGUUCACGAAAAAAAAAUGACUAAAAAGUGUCACUACUACAACAGUUUCAGAGUUGGUUGAUGUUGAUUGACAGCAAACAAGAGAAAAAUCCUGUUGUCUUACAUUGUCAAGUUCUGUACUGUCUUGUGACCACAUGCAGAUUCAGUUCAGCUGCUUUGCCUAUGAAGGAAUCUGUUCUGAUGAGGGGUAAAAAGAUUCAAACUUUUCAGGUGUGUUCUACUAGUACUGGACAGUAACUGGAGCAGACAUGCGUUAGUAGUAGCUGAUAGCUCAUCUGAUAUUAGUACAUAGGGACCACAAAAGUGCAUUUAACAGUUUAAAAUUGUGGUCAGAGACUUCAGUGUUACAAAGAGUGGUUUGUGCUUUGAAUUUAUUUAAUGAAGUAAAAUGUUUUUAAUAAAUACCAUCCCAUACAUUAAAACUACAAACCUUCAACCUUAAAAUUUAUCCAUUUUAUUUCUCAAGUCUCACAUUCAAGUUCAGUUGAUCAAAAUGUAGCAAGAGGAGUUUCUUGGUGUCUCUUUUCUUGUGCUAAGGUGAGAUGAGAUCGUGUGAAGGCAAGUGUUGACAUUUGUUAAAUAAGGCUAGUCAAGAGACAUUCUUGCCUACUUGGACAGAAAUGACUAACAGCAUUAAGCUUAUUGCACAUGGAAGUUUUGUUGAUUUUGGACAUAUUGCCCAAUUUCUAAAUAAGUGCUAAGUUUGGGGUCUUCGUAGCUAUGUAGAUGAUGAACUGAUGACGGAACACAAGGUUGCAACUACGAGGUUUUCUCAGGUCAGAGAGUGGAAAGCUCAUCUGUCCACCUAACAGUGAUUGGGUUUCAGAUAAUCGAGAAAGUAAAAGAUGGCAGAAGUGAUGGGUUUUGCUCAGCCUUCCAUCCUAUGCCCUACACCAUGAACUGUUUCUUACAGUGGGGAAUAGGGUAAGAAUUAUUAUAACCUUAUGAUAUGAUCUGUGUUUCUGUACAAGUUAUUAGUGUAUUUUUUAAGUUGGGUUUGAGGUUUUGCAACAAAUAUACAUUGUCUUUGUGUGUUAAAAUGAUGGACUCCUUCCCCAACUUUCCCAAGUUUUCUGUGAUUGCUUUCUGUUUGCCUACUCCCUUCCCCUCACUGAUUCCUAACCUUAUCCUUUUGAAAGUUUCAUUCAAGAGUUUUUCAGCUGUUUAUGUUCAGUUAUAUGUGUGUACUAUUUUAUAUUUGUGUGAAUAGCAAGAGAGGAAGCAAUGUGUGUGUAUAAGCACAUAUGUAUUUAUGGCAAGGGAGGAAAUGAUAUUUGGAAAAUGAAAACACUUCCUUCUUGGUCUUCUCGCUAAACACAUUCAUUACUGAAAUAUUUAUAUGUUGAGACUCUCCAUUAACAUUUGUAUGAACUCGACAGAUAUUUAUUUUUGUUGCUAUUGUUGUUGGCAUGACUGGUUCCAUGCAUGCUGAACACCGCAUUUGUUUAUCAUGCUUUGAGAGAGGUGGGGGGAGGACUGUAUUUUGUUUAUAAGUGAUAUUAAGGGACUGUUUUCUUUUUCUGUUUUGUUACCCUCACCCACAGUAACCUAGUGAGGUGUGUGCCAGUGACAACUAACAAUAUGUACAACAAUAAUCAUUCUAGUCACGAUUAUGCUUGUAACAGCUUGUUUUCACAGGCUAGAUUUGUUCUUUGUAGUUUUCCUUUUCCGUUGUACCCAACAGGCACAUUUAAAAGUCGUACAAAUGAGCUUUUCCUGCAUUAACAUCUUGGCCAUAAUUUUGUUUUUCUUUGCAGCACCAAGAAGUUAAUUUAUAUCUAAGGAAGUUCUGCUGCCCGAUAUUUUUAGGUAUAUCCAUUGGUAUGUAACAUGUUUCUUUUGACACAAUAGUUAAGGAAUAGACAGAGUAAUUUGGAGGCAUUCAAGAUGGACAGAGUAUAAUUGAGGAGUGACUAGAUUUGGCAGGUUUGCAUUGUCAUUGUCCCCAGAUGUUGUACGAUCUGCAUUAUCUUUCCUUCCAAACAUCUUUUGCAUUACGUUCUUCAGAUUAGUUCACAACUUGAAAAAUUGUAUGCUUGUAGUGUGUAACUAGUAAUGUGCAAGUAAGCUGCAAGUUACUCAAAGCUAUAAUGACUCGUCAAGCAUUUGCACAGAUGCUACAAAAGGAUUUAAGACAAUUAGGGCAUAGUAAAGACCAAUGCAGUGUUGCUACUUUUGUUCAGUUGUUGGUGCAGUUUCAUAGUCAUUCUUCUAUCAGCUUUGGCGCUGGCAGCAAUGAGAUGAGAUUUGAUUCUUGUACAAGAGGUCAAGAACGCACUACUGAGUUACUUUGGUAGAGAUCAAACGAACAUGAACAAAGUGUUGCCUAACUUAGUUUUACCCGGGAUUUCAUAAGAGCAUUUAAGAGCCUAAUACAUAAAAAAAGCAAGGUGAAAGCAGGCAUGUUCUUGCAGGGAUCUGACAGCAGAAAUGUUACUGGUCAACCACACCUGCGUUUUUGGCUGUCAUCCAUAUGAACCUAAAUGUUCACUGUAAAAAAAACAAACCACAUUCCAACCAGUCACCUCCACUAUGUCCCUUAAAUAGCUGUUUCCUGAUCCCUAGCAUUCACGUAUAGAAUAGCCUCUUCAAUUUAAAAAUAAAGGAUUGGAAAUGUAGAUCUGCACCCUUGCUCUAAGCAUGUAACAUACGUUGAAAAUAAGUGUGAUGUUCUGAAUAUGCAAAACAGUAAACAUUGUUUUUGAUUAUGUAUGAAACAUAAUUUGUUCUCUGCAUGGUUGGAGGGGGACUAAAUCAUAUUUGAUGUUGCUAAUGUUGGAUUUAUGGUCUUCAAAACUGUCAUAUAAGCUCAGUUUCAGCAGCUGUGCACAGGACUUUGUACAUAUACAUUCAUUAGCAUUUAUAAGAGGGGGAAUUGCUGUAUGUUAUAUUUGUACAUAAAGUACCACUGCAGUUUUUUAAA
Messenger RNA from Pomacea canaliculata, 7995 nucleotides. Its product is annotated as E3 ubiquitin-protein ligase MIB2-like. Gene Ontology annotation, biological process: protein ubiquitination. Gene Ontology annotation, molecular function: zinc ion binding; protein binding; ubiquitin-protein transferase activity. Gene Ontology annotation, cellular component: cytoplasm. Lineage: Eukaryota; Metazoa; Mollusca; Gastropoda; Architaenioglossa; Ampullariidae. The record is from RefSeq and is a predicted model, not a curated record. The transcript is spliced from 18 exons.